Molecule: messenger RNA, 2508 nt
Organism: Recurvomyces mirabilis
Lineage: Eukaryota; Fungi; Ascomycota; Dothideomycetes; Mycosphaerellales; Teratosphaeriaceae
Exons: 2
Coding region: 1-2508 (835 amino acids)
Biological process (GO): intracellular protein localization; cytoskeleton-dependent cytokinesis
Cellular component (GO): septin ring; cytosol; microtubule cytoskeleton
Molecular function (GO): GTPase activity; molecular adaptor activity; GTP binding
Source: RefSeq, a predicted model, not a curated record
AUGGCAGCUCUGACAUCUGGCAACAGAUCUCUGCCUGACGAUAUCGACUAUUCGAAAUCCCAUCGCGCUGUGCCUUCCGUAGAUUAUAACACUACAAGAGCGCAGCGCGCACCUUCCUUCGGCGCGGAACCGGGGAAACCACGACGGGACCUCGUACAACAACAGGCAGGUGCGAGUGUGGAAGGUGGUCACACCCGGCGGAGAGGAAAUAGCUUUUCGUCCUUGCUACAUCGGACUACCUCUUCCUCCUCGAGUUCGCACGGCAAGAAUAGUGGGAGUCUUACGGCACCUGCCGACGCUCCGCCAUUGCCUGCGACUCGCAUUGCGCAAGCUCAGGUUGAAGCUGCGAAUAGUAGGAACAUUCACACACAACAAACUCAGCCGGAAGCUGCAUACAGGGUGGACGGACCGGGGUUCGAUUACGGUUACGGCUACCACUCUUCCGUCACUGGUGGCUACGAGCAAGAGUACACGACACCUCACGAUUUCCCGAACAACAGCAUCAGCCACCACGUGAUCGGGGAGAACGGCAACAAGAUGCUAAGGAAGUCUUCCAAAGCCCGCCAGGCGGAGCAAGAACGGUUGGAAGCCAUGGCAAGAGCAGCACCCCGACAACCACCACGCUUGCCUUCGAUCAACGACUUCCAAGCCGACCAACGCCCCGACAGUUUCCAGAUCUUCACCAACCAAUACAACACCACCUUCGCCCCAGCCGUCCAACACGCCACCACAGCCAACUUCUCCCGUCCCGGCCAGAUCUACAACAUGCCCUCCUCCACCAACAACUCCAGCUCCUCCCCCGCCUACGCCCUCCGCACCGGCAACGCUUUCGCUCAACAGGCGUCCGGCUCGCCGCCUUCGGCCGGGAAUGUGGCGGUGGGACAGAAGAUGACGUCGAAUGGCGAAUAUGUGAAUACCAGUGGUGGUGGUGGAUCCCUCGAUCGCGGCGAGAGCAUGGCUCAUCGUGGCCGUUAUUCUUAUGCUAGUGAUAUGGCGCCUGUUAAUGCUGUAAAUAGUCCUAGGAGAGUGAGGAGGCGGAAAGAUCCUACGCCUUUCAACAUCUUGGUGGUGGGAGCGCGAAACAGUGGCAAGACGUCUUUCAUCUCCUUUUUACGACAUUCGCUUGCUUUGCCAGCCAAUCGACAACAGUAUAGUGCUAGCACCACUGCUGCUGCGCAGGUCAAUGCGAGCAAGUCUUCAUUCACCUCUCACUACCUCGAGACGGAGCUCGAUGGUGAACGUGUCGGGCUUACUCUCUGGGAUUCGGCUGGAUUGGAGAAGCAUCUCAUCGACCUGCAGCUCCGCGAGACUGCCGCUUUCGUCGAGUCCAAGUUCGAGGAGACUUUCCUAGAAGAGCAGAAAGUCAACAGAAGUCCUGGUGCCAAGGACACCCACAUUCACUGCGUCUUCUUCUUGCUCGAGCCGAACAAGCUGGACAACAAUAUCGUGGCUGCAAGAAACGGCAAGCCUGGCACGAGUGCAGCUGAGGUACUGGAGGUUCUGGAUGACGAGAUGGAUCUACAGGUCAUUCGGGCGCUAUGGGGCAAGACUACAGUCAUCCCCGUCAUCUCGAAAGCAGAUACCCUAACAGCGUCCCACAUGGCAUUCCUCAAGAAGUCGAUCUGGAAAGCGCUCAAAGCAUCCAAUCUCGACCCGAUCGAAGCGCUCGAGCUCGAGGAGGAUGACGAAGGAGAAGAAGAGGACGAAUACGAUGACGAGGCCAACGCACUACCUGCUCGUCGCAAGAACGGCAACCUGCACAGCUUAGACGAAGAAACAACCUCCGACUCCUCAGACUCCAUCGACGACAACGACACCCCUCUCCCCUCAAAAGCCCACUCCCACCGCAACUCCCACAACCGCGCCUCUUCUCUGGCCACCGACCACACCGCCAACAACGACAGCGAAACCCCCUAUAUCCCCAUGUCAUUCCUCUCCCCAGACCUCUACGACUUACCCCCCUACACCCCGUUCCCCAAAACCACCGCAAAAGGACAAAUCGGCCGCCGUUUCCCCUGGGGUUUCGCUGACCCCUACGAUCCUGAGCACUGCGAUUUUGUCCGAUUAAAGGAGAGUGUGUUUGGGGAGUGGAGGCUGGAAUUGAGGGAUUUGUCCAGGACCAAGUGGUAUGAGAAUUGGAGGACUUCGCGGUUGAGGGAUUUGCCGGGGAAGAGGGUUAGGGCGAGAGGGGGGGUUACGCCUACGGCUGCUGUGCCGCGGGAGGGGAGGAUGAGUGGGAGGCUGGUUUCUUCUGGUGGCGGUGCGGGAGAGGCGGUGCCGAGGAGUGUUUCCGGGGGUGUGGGUGUGGGUGUUGGGUCGGGCGUCAGCGGUGGGGGUUAUGGAUUAGCGGAUGGUGGGUUUGGGCCCGAGGCGGGUCAGCAGCAGCAGGGGGGGCAGAGAGGUGGUCUGAGUAAGGCGGAGAGGAUGAUGGGGAUUGGAGCGGGUGAAGGCCAGACGUUGUCGAGUCGGGGGGUUGGGACGUAUAGGGGUGUUGAGUCGUAUCAGUAG